Molecule: messenger RNA, 949 nt
Organism: Anopheles nili
Lineage: Eukaryota; Metazoa; Arthropoda; Insecta; Diptera; Culicidae
Exons: 3
Coding region: 98-949 (283 amino acids)
Source: RefSeq, a predicted model, not a curated record
AUAACGUUAAAGUGAUUCACUUGAAAAUGCGAAUAGGAUACUAAAGGCUUACACGAAGUGAAGAAACAAGUAAUUUUUAAUUUAUAAUCAUCCCAAAAUGGCCAAAACGAAAUGGAACCUUUUAUUUGCUACAUUUAUUCUAUCGUGUGUUUCGUUGGCCACUCUCAUAGUUGCACUUUGUACUCCUUAUUGGGUUACAGCUGAAGCUUACGAAAGAGAUGCUUAUAAAAAUAGUGAAAUAAACUACGGAUUAUUUGCAGGCUCUUUAACACAAAACUUUCUGCGCAAUCCACGAUACUACGAUCUGGCAUUAACAUGUCUAUAUCAUGAAUAUGUUUGUGCAUAUAGCUGCCAAGCAGAUGAGGAAAGUCGAUCAGAUGAGAUUUUAAGACUUUUAAAGGGCUUACGCCCGUUGGACUGCCCAGCGCGAACUUCAAAAACGAAAUUGUACAUCGAUGAAAUGAUGUUGUCAUAUACCCGACAAAGUGAAGAAGUUUUCGAACGCAGCAACUUUAUCAACACGGGACUUUGGGUCUCAACUGUAGUUUUUUUAGGAAUAGCUAUAAGUUUUGCAGCACUGUCAGUUAGUUUUUCCAUUAUAAAUGUGCUUUUCAAUCCGGUGGAGCCAAUUUUCAGCGUUUUUGGAAUGUACAUUUGGAAUGGGGUGACUAUAGCAUCUGGUACACUUACCAUGAUAAUGUGGGGGGCUUUGUUUGGAAACACUCUUAGCAAUAAUAUAGCCAUCACGGAUACGCUCACCAUACAAAUACCAUACAGUUCAACUGGUUUAGCUUCAUUAGGAGCAAGUUAUUGGAUUUUAUUUGUACCAAUCUUGUUGCACGGUGUUAAUGAAGGCCUACUCAUAUGGCGAUUUUACAUCAUUAACAAGGAACCACCACCGACUACGAUUGAUGUGGAUAGGUCCGAUUUGACUAUAAUUAUGUAUUAA